GUGCACGCAGGGUCCGUUCUGCUGAUCGUCCGCUAUUCUGGUUCAGAAGGCCAAAUAGCGACAUUUCGGAUUAGAAUUCCCUUCAAGUAACCCCAAGCGACCUUUGUGCAAAAGUCCUUGACAGUAUCUGGCUAACCUGGCUGCUAAUCUGUCUUUGAAAACGUGAUGGCUGCAACAUUGCGUUUACUUUACUCCGCGUCAAGGCCAGGGACUUUUGUGGCCAGCCAUAAUGUAUUGAGGUCCUUCAGUGUGUCCACACAAAGGGAAGGAUUCAAAUAUGUGAAUGCCCAGGAGAUCCCUUCAGACAUGAAGUCCAUCACAGACCGAGCUGCUCAGACGCUGCUGUGGACAGAGCUCUUCAGAGGUCUGGGCAUGACAAUGAGCUACCUCUUCAGAGAGCCUGCCACCAUCAACUACCCUUUUGAGAAGGGCCCACUGUCACCACGCUUCAGAGGAGAACAUGCACUGCGCAGGUACCCUUCAGGAGAGGAGCGCUGCAUCGCCUGCAAGCUGUGUGAAGCUAUCUGUCCUGCCCAGGCCAUCACCAUCGAAGCAGAGACUCGUGGUGACGGCAGUAGGAGAACGACUCGGUACGACAUUGACAUGACCAAAUGCAUUUACUGCGGCUUCUGUCAGGAGGCGUGUCCUGUGGAUGCCAUCGUAGAGGGUCCUAACUUUGAGUUUUCCACUGAAACCCAUGAAGAACUGCUCUACAACAAGGAGAAGCUCCUCAACAACGGAGACAAAUGGGAAGCAGAGAUAGCUGCUAACAUACAGGCUGAUUACCUCUACCGAUAGACACGCCCUUCCCAAACACUCACACACACACACACACACACACACACACACACCGGGUACACUUAGCACAUACCAGCAUAACACACAUAUGUCCUUACUGUACAUACUAUAAGAAGACAAACUCAAAUGUGAUGGACGUGCUUCCGGGUUGGAUUUAGAUUUGCUCAUGCAUCUUUUAUUUAAAAAGAACAUAACCAACACAUUUCCUCCGGUGUCAAUGUCAUCCCUUCUGAUAUGAUGAAUAUACUUUAAUAUGUUUCUCAUAAUUGCCUUGACAUUGUUCAGAUUACAUAUUUGCUGUAGAACAAUGAAUACUACACUGGUUGUCUGUGUGAUCAGUGUACAACAGUCCAGCUGCCUCAGCAUGGUCCCGUCUGUGAUCAUCAUAUGGUUGUGUCUGCACAGUCCCACUGUGUUAAAAAGAACGGAUACUGGGUCAUGCUGUGACAGUAUUGGUGCAGUACAUUGAUAGCAGAUGCAGACUAGAUUGCAGACUUUUGGUAUUGUUGUAACUUCUUCAUACCUUGGGACAAGUAUGAUUAUUGUUAUUAUCUUGGACACAAUAAAAUUCUUGGAGAAACA
Chelmon rostratus (copperband butterflyfish) is the source of this 1380-nucleotide messenger RNA. RefSeq names its product NADH:ubiquinone oxidoreductase core subunit S8a (gene ndufs8a). Gene Ontology annotation, biological process: mitochondrial electron transport, NADH to ubiquinone; mitochondrial respiratory chain complex I assembly. The transcript is spliced from 9 exons. Lineage: Eukaryota; Metazoa; Chordata; Actinopteri; Chaetodontiformes; Chaetodontidae. The coding region runs from base 166 to 798 and encodes 210 amino acids. Gene Ontology annotation, cellular component: membrane. Gene Ontology annotation, molecular function: 4 iron, 4 sulfur cluster binding; NADH dehydrogenase activity. The record is from RefSeq and is a predicted model, not a curated record.